Messenger RNA from Sphaeroforma arctica JP610, 2463 nucleotides. RefSeq lists its product as hypothetical. The record is from RefSeq and is a predicted model, not a curated record. NCBI's taxonomy places the organism in Eukaryota, Ichthyosporea, Ichthyophonida. The transcript has a single exon. The coding region runs from base 22 to 2076 and encodes 684 amino acids.
CAAAAAGGUUGUCUUAAGAUUAUGGUGACCUUAACUGUCGAUAUGUCGAAAACAGCAAUGUCUCAGCUAGAAAACAGUUUGUAUGAGCGGUUGACGGCGUAUUUUCACCACAAAUCGGAUAUCGACUUCUCUACGCUUCGUAAUAAUAUUGAUAUCAUCAAAAGAAUGACGUACAGUGAGUUCCAAGAGACGGGCGUAGAAGACGUCACCGAGCAUUUGUCAAAAUCUAGGGAGAAGUUGGAGGUGGCGCUUGUAGGCGAUACAGGAGCUGGUAAAAGUACCCUUUUCAACGCGCUGACUGGGUUACGUUUCGGACGAAUUAUGGAGUAUGAUGCUGACGCCGUGUCUAGGAACGUUCUCAGAUUUGAGUCAAAUCCAGCUAUGCAGGAAGGGACGGUGCAGGUGGAAGUAGUCUAUCUAACCGCUUCACAAUGGGGAGAAGAUCGCGAGUUACUCAGGAGAGAUAGCGAAAUCGACGCGGAAGAUUUCUUGGAGACCGUCAAUUUUUUUGGAUAUGACACGAAGGGAAAAUCACGGGAAGAAUUGGUCGAGAUUCUUGAGGAUAAUCCUAAGGAUGACCCUAACGAGUUGUUUUCUAAAUUUGGGACAAGACGUGUCUUGGGCCCCUUUACUACACCUGAAUCAGCUCGUAGUGCGCUCAGUAAGCUUGACGAAGAAAGUAGCAUCAUUUUGGAAAUCAAAAUUACGGCAAGAGCGGUUCGAGUCACAGACGACUCGGCCGAUACGCUACCAGGGAAUAUUAGUCUAGUAGAUAUCCCUGGUCUGGGAGAUAUCAGUCCCCUGAGAAACAAUAAGUCUAGACGAUUCCUCAGAGAACGCAGACCCUAUGUUUUAUUCCUAUUGAGUAGGGAUACAGCAAGAGUCAGUAUGCGGCCUUGGAACACUUUGAAUUUCAUAGAUAGCCAUGUUGGGUUUGAAAAAAUUACUAUUAUCAGAACUAGAUGGGACGGCACUCGCAAGACUAACCAAGUGGAUAUCGACCUUAGUUUUUUCAAAAAGAAACUGGAGAGUAAGUACUUACAGGAAUUCAAGAACAAAGCAAGUGAAGGUGGCGAAGAUAACGGAGAGAUUCUCGAUGGGGACUACGAGUUCGCGGAGCGCGAAAAACUUUAUUUUUUGCACACGAAGCAAAAAAUACAGAACUUCCGGCAGCUACCAGCGACAAUACGCGAACAUUCAGGCUGUGAUUCAGAUGAAUUGCCGGUUGUUGUAAAAUCCAGUCAAUACGCAAUUUUUGACAUAUCGGAAGUGCAGUCUAUGCUAAAAUCAUUAGCAGUAUCGUACGGAGAUUCACUAUUGAUUGAGAUUGCAGCAGUGGCGAAUGGGUGGCUCAACUUUGAUUGUGCAAGCUUCAAAGCAGAGACAAACGCAAUAAGCAAUCCAAGAUACUUGCGUAAAUGGGAUAGACAUAUUCGCCGACGAGCAACAGCGCAGACAACCAAAGACACAGUAGGCACUCUGUUGAAACAACAGUUGGAUGCUUUCAAAUCUAACCAUCGUGGUUUGAAAUCUAUAUUGCAACAAAGAGGUCGUGGAGAAAGAUAUAUCUAUUGCAAUGGAGAAAAACAGAGAUUAUACAUUGAUCUACAUACAGAGAUGCUGGCUGGAUUUGAUGGAUCUAGCAGGUUGCUAAAAUUGUUCUUGACUGACCUCGACAGUAAAGCGCUGCAUACGCGUCCACCUUAUGCCGUGUUAACUAAAAUUAAAGAUCUGCAACGGGCCAUAAAAUGGGACUUUGAAUAUAAGCCGUGGGCCGUGAUUGGCAACAUAAUGAGUGAUGGACUCGUAUAUGUCGAUGGCAAAAGAGGAAUGCAAAAAACGAAGGAGAAUAUAAUGGCUUUCUACGAAAGUAAGAAGGAUGAGAUCGCAGCGGCUGUGUCGAAGUGUCUAGUGACGAUUGCAGAAAAGGCCCAUGAUGGUUUGAAACAGAUAGUCAUUGAAACUCUACAAGAUUUCAAUCGCAUCGAGAGAGUCCUAUCAAAGUCAGAUACUUCUCCUAAACGGCCGAUCGACAACUCCGACGACGACAAUGAACAGAAACGAAUUCGGGUAUGAAUCCAGAAGAAAUCUACACAUUUCAAAAGAAAACAAAAAAGGUAGGGGAAUUGCCGAAUUUGAUAUGUAUUCAUAACUACGCGUCCCCUCAGCGGGACCCAAACGGGGAGUGCAUAGUCGAACACUGUACAUUUGUUUAAAAACAAACAUUUAAAUAACACCACCCUCAGUGUGCCCUCACUUUGGCAGACUAUAGAACACUCAUGACUCAAUAUUCGUCCGAUCCAGGAGUUAAAAAGAGCAAUUUGCUUCGAAUAAUAAAGGGCUAUAAAUUUUAUCAGCAGUAGGGACGACCUUCCAUUCGAUUUUAAGAAUUGCAGCUGAUUUACAAACAAGGAACAUUGCUAAACUAUAGUCGACAUAUUUACAAUAUACCAAUAUACUCAC